AUGAAUUCAAUUAUCGACCCAGAUGACACGGCGUUAGAUGCGUGGAAACGGUUGGAGGAAUUCUUUCUCAACAACAAAUCUGCCAGAGCUUUGCAACUUGAUGCUCAAUUUACAAAUACUCGCUUGGAGCAAUUUGAUGGCGUCAAGGCAUAUUGCACUCAUCUUAAGUCUCUCACGGAUAGCUUGAAAAAUGUCGGGGAUAAGGUCUCCGAUAAUCGUAUGGCUCUUCAACUUUUGAAAGGUUUAACGGAGGUAUACAAGCCAUUUCGCACCUCUGUUCGCCAUAUGAAUCCUCUGCCCUCCUUUGAUACGCUCCGAUCCAUGCUCGAGCUUGAGGAGCAAGGUAAUGCUACUGAGACAACCCUUGACACCAACGAGGAGGCUCAUCUUUCUCACGCCAAUUCCGCGGGUCAACAGGGUCAUGGAGACACCUCACAGAAUUCUGGAUCUAAGGGGCAAUCUCGUACAGGUGGCCGGAAAACCAAAGGCAAGGGCAGUGGUAAAGGGAAGGGUGGUGGCGCACCAGCCACUGCAAACCGGAGCAACCAGCAGCAGCCGCAGAACCAGUAG
Molecule: messenger RNA, 570 nt
Organism: Chenopodium quinoa (quinoa)
Lineage: Eukaryota; Viridiplantae; Streptophyta; Magnoliopsida; Caryophyllales; Amaranthaceae
Exons: 1
Coding region: 1-570 (189 amino acids)
Source: RefSeq, a predicted model, not a curated record